GGAGUGUCCAGGGGUGGAGAGUUGUAGCAAGCAUGGAGAGAAAGCACGCAAUUCGAAAGACGACAUCGAUCGGCACCGUCGUGCAUGUCAACGUCACGUGCUGCCCAACUUCAUCCCACCUUUCAUCCCAAGUUUCGUCCCCAAUAAGAAAUCUCACACGUUCGACAUGCGACAGGAUGCGAAAGACGCUCCUACUUCUGCGAGAUGCGGUCAAGUCAUUGGAGAAGUAUAGAGUGAUAUUCUUAUAGUCUUACUCAGCACGUUACAACCUUUGUCAGACGAAUGUCUGACUACAUGCUGUGGCAGCAAUGUUGCAUCAAGUCAGAGGUUGCUGCUCUCACUGCUUUUCCUCUCAUCAGCGUCUCAGCCGCUGCAUACAUCUGUCAUAACUACUAAACCAUGUCUGAUCAACCCACUGACGGACGUGAAGCAGCCUACUCAGUCUCCAAGGCGACUUCAGACGUGUUCCGCCACUCCAUCCUCGCCCAUCCCCUGAUACGCAAAGACCUGCCCGUUGGCACAGAGGCAGCCGCGGCGAGAGUGCACUUCACAGGCUCUGCAGACCCCUCGAUCCCCGUUAAUUGGCGCUUUGCAGAAGCCGUAGCAAGUCUCAAAGGCCUGGAAGCCAGCAUACUAAACGUGCUGCUGACUCGCAAGUAUGGCAUCCCACUGCAAGACGUCACCAUCGAUACGGACCACGCCACACUGUUCAUCAUGUCUGCCCGGCUCUGGACCAUCGACCCUGGCGAAGGAGGUUGGAACAUUGCGCCCACAAACGCCCCCGUCGCAAGCGAGCGGCUGGCACAGAUGUUUCCUCCUAGAGAUCCGCACCGGGCUCGAGCGACGCUGCAUCGCACUUUCGCUACUGGGAUCUAUAAAUGCGCUGAUGGAAAGUACUUCAAUAUUCAUGGCUCAAUGAACGCUGAUCCGAUCGCGGACUAUCUUGGACUGGCCCGUGAUAUGGACACGGAGUCUUUCGAAGAAGGACUGCAAAGGUGGCGCGACGCCGUCCGUGCCUUCUCGAGUGAGGAUCUCGAUGUUCGAUGCAACAACGACUAUCGACAAGCCGGCACAAUUUGCUACUCCGUAGACGAGUUCCGAGCUUCCGCACACGCAAAGGCCAAUCGACAUGUUGGCCUCUGGGAAAUCUACGAUCAUCCAACUUCGUCCCAGGUUCCCUGUUGGUGGCCUUCAAGCUCUUCCACUUCCGUUACAAGACCCCUGGCGGGACUGAAGGUCGUCGACUUGACAAGGAUAAUCGCCGGCCCAGCGGUGACACGCAGUCUCGCUGAAUUCGGCGCAAGUGUGAUGCGCUGCACUUCUCCAAGCCUCCCCGAUCAGAGCGUUUUACAUCCAGACCUGAACUGGGGUAAAUGGAACUGCAGCAUCGAUCUGACUAGUUCAGAAGACCGUCAGAAAUUGCGCGAUCUCAUUUUGGAGGCAGACGUGGUCGUGCAAGGCUAUCGCCCCAGCGCCCUCGACAAAUACGGCUUCGGUCAGCAGGACAUCAUCGACCUGUGCAAACACCGCGAGCGAGGGAUCAUCUCCGUGCGUGAGAACUGCUACGGCUGGCAUGGGCCUUGGGCCGCCCGGCCCGGCUGGCAGGAAAUCAGCGACUCCUGCGUCGGCGUCGCUCGCAGUUUCGGCGAAGCUAUGGGCCACGAUGAACCUGUCAUUCCAAUCUUCCCGCACUCGGACUACUGCACCGGCAUCGUGGGGUCUUGCGCUAUCCUCAUUGCGCUCCUAAGGCGGGCGGAGAAGGGCGGAUCGUAUGCCGUCGAUCUCGCACUCAACUACUACACCACUUGGCUCGUGGAGUCGGUCGGCGAGUAUCCGCGCCCCGUUUUUGAAAGAGUCUGGCAAGCGCAUGGCCGGAGGGUCUGGCGUAGCCAUAAUCGCAAUCUUGAGACUGCGCUGGCCACGGUGAAGAAUCUACGUGAAGGUGUCGGUGGGACAAGCUUAUUGCGGCCGGACUUCUUCGAGGGUCGCAUGGCGCCCGGCAUACUUGGGGAGAAGAAGUUCCGUCAUGUUAGAUCUGUGGCUCGGUGGCCGGCAGGGACCGUCGAACCGGGAUUCCGUAUUGGCACUCGAGGCAAUGGAGUGGAUGCGGCUCGAUGGCCGGAAGAUUUGAGCGUGGAGUCUGUAAUUUCAUGAUGGGAGGAAUAGCUGCCAUUGUGGAGAAUGAU
Messenger RNA from Neohortaea acidophila, 2186 nucleotides. Its product is annotated as CoA-transferase family III domain-containing protein. Gene Ontology annotation, molecular function: catalytic activity. The record is from RefSeq and is a predicted model, not a curated record. The transcript has a single exon. Lineage: Eukaryota; Fungi; Ascomycota; Dothideomycetes; Mycosphaerellales; Teratosphaeriaceae. Bases 400 to 2154 code for a protein of 584 amino acids.